Molecule: messenger RNA, 6959 nt
Organism: Chara braunii
Lineage: Eukaryota; Viridiplantae; Streptophyta; Charophyceae; Charales; Characeae
Source: the annotation of a GenBank genome assembly
UGACAACAGAGAGAGAGUUGGGGGGGGGGGGGGGGGGGGGGGGGGGGGAGAGAGAGAGAGAGGGGGGGGGGGGGGGGGGGGGGGGGGGGGGGGGGGGGGGGGGGGGGGGGGGGGAGAGAGAGAGAGAGAGAGAGAGAGAGAGAGAGAGAGAGAGAGAGAGAGAGAGAGAGAGAGAGAGGGGGGGAGGGAGGGAGGGAGGGUGAGAGAGAGAGAGAGGGAGGGAGGGUGAGAGAGAGAGAGAGAGAGGGAGGGAGGGAGGGAAGGAAGGAAGGAGAGUGUCAAGAUGGCGAGUAACAAAGAUCGUUAUCCUGGGGGAGGUUCUGACUAUAGUUGGCCCCGUUUCACCAACUCAUCAAUACGUGAGGAAGACAACCAUCCCAGUCAGAACAGGGUUCUGGAAAUGAGUUCAGACAGCGCUUAUGUGACAGAAGUAGAUAUGGAGAGUGCUGUGGACAUAGUCACACAGAUCGACCUGUUGAGAGAUGAGCUUGAUCAGGAGAGGAGGCAGCGGAAGAAACUGUGGGAACAAUUGGAGGAAGCAGUCCAUAAGCUAAUGAAAACAGAGGCAGAUAAUGUCACACUCAGACGCCGGCUCAACAAGGAGAUUCAGGUCCGGUACACAAUUGAAAAGGCGAAAAAGGACUUGGAAGGCAUGUUAGAGGUGGCUCAAGGCAUGAUGGAGGAGGAGAAGCGAUGCUCUGACCUCAAUCGUGUCAGACUCGCUGCGCUUCAGAGCAAGCUAGAGUCAGAGACGGAGUUGCGAACCCGCAUGCAAAGCAAGAUAGGCGCCUUUCAAAGAGUAGUGAGCAGAAACGAGACGGAUUUGGCAUCAUCAAAGCUGGCCCUGACUGUGGUGAAGAAGCUUGAUGAAGACAGAGAAUCUCAGCUGGCGAUCAUUCGUGGUCAACUACAGAUCGAGGCCUAUGAGAGAGCACAGGUGGAAGAACGAGCUGAAGAGUUUGAGAGACUGAGUAAGGACUUAACUUCCCAGCUAGCAUCGACACAGGCAGAGAAACAGCGUGCUGAAAAGAGCGUAGCUGACGUCAGAGGUCAGCUGCAGAGGGAGCUUCAAGAAAGGCAGACGCUUGAGGCGCUCUUAGAAGAGUCGAGGGAAGUGGCCAAAACGUUUGAAACGGAAUUGACAGCAGUGAGGUUGUCUUCGACUGAGGAGAGAUCCCUGUGUAGGCAGAGCCUUGCAGAGGCCAACAGUCAGAUGCAGCUCGAGAUUCAGAAGAGGAUUCAGAUGAAGAGGCAAGUGGAGGAGCUAGAACGAAGAGUAGAAGAAACAGAGAUGGAGUUGGCGACCACAAAGAUGUCACUAGAAUCGGAGAAGGGACGCGUGGCUGAUCAGGAAGCUGAGAUCAAGGCUGCACGCGUUAAGAAUACACAUCUGGAGAAAAGACGGGCGGAGGCGGAAGGAAUAGCGAACGACUUGGAGUUACAGCUGUCGUCCGUAAUGUCGGUGUUGGUUGGUGAGAGGAAGAAAGUGGAGGAUAGUGAAGCCGAGGCAGGAUUACGCCUUGAUUCUGAGAUUGGUGAGAAGAAUCGGCUUGAGACAGAGCUGUGGGAGCUGGAAAGAAGAGCGAGAGAUUUGGAGGCAUCGCUGGCCUCCACUAGGUCAGAUCUGGCCGCAGAAAGGAUGGCAGCUGCUGACACUGGAUCCACACUUAGUGCCGCUAUUCAAGCGAAGGCCCGUCUGGAGGCAAGGUUGGAGGCAUUUUCACGAAUGGCAAAGGAUUUCGAUGUGGAAUUGAGUUCCACCAGACUGGCAUUGCAGGCGGAGAAGGAGCAUGCGGCCGAGAUCGCAGAGAAACUGCAGCUUGAGGCUCAGCAGAGGAUCUUGGCGGAGGCGCGGGUCGAAGAACUGGAAGCAGUGACGAAGCAGUGGCAGGAACAAUCAGCGUCGGACUCCCCCAAAUCAUCGGUGGUGGUGGCACAAGCUGACGCAGUGGUGUGUGGAUCUCGGGGGGUAGGUCUUGAAGUCGAAAGGCAUACUCUGCCGGAGACAAAUUUAGAAACGUUCAGAGAGGCGGCGGCGAACUCGCAGGUAGUAGAUUCCGCCCUCCCCAUCUCAGCAGCUGCCUUGGCAGAUGAGAUGAAAUGGGAUGCACAACCAGACAAGAGGGUCGAAGAAGAGUUUGAGCAAAUGGUAGAGAGCUUGCGAAGAAGAUGGGCAGUCGUCAUCAUGGAACUGCCGCUGGAAGCAGUAAAGAAGAUGGUCCUUGAUGGGUUAAGGGUAAUUGAGGGAGGAGCUCGACUAGAGCUGAAGACUAGCCGCCGCAGGCUUGAACUCAAGACAAAAGUGGAAGAGCUAGAAAGGAUGAAGAGGGGAUUGGAGACAGAAUUGUCAUCGGUUGAAUUGGAACUGGCUGCAGAAAAGGACAACGAGGCCGAGAGUGAAGGUCAGACAGCAGUCGAGGCUGAGGAACGGGAGGGUCCAAAGACUCCCGCUGAGGACUCGGAAGUAUUAUUGAGCCAGACGGAGGAGAUGGUGGAGAUGGUGGAGACGGUGUCGUUUACUAGGAGGUUGAGACGAGAAGCAGAAAGAAAAGCUACAGACAGUGAUGGGGGAUUAGCAAAUAGGUCACAGCCAGUACAAGCAGAGCAGCUUGAGAGCGAAAGGGCAAUUCAAGCAAGCACAGAGGUGUUGGUAAGGAUGGACAGGAAUGUAGGGAUAGCCACAGCAUCUUCUGGCUCGCUAUUAUUUCCAACUGAGAGCGAGAGUGUUACAGAUGCCGCCAGCGAUCCACUGAUCGAAAAGCGCAAAGAGGAAGAAGAGGUUCAACAAGGCGCAGGAAUCCUAGAAGUGCCAUCAAUAACAGCAGGACAGAUAAGCACACUGAGGUCAGGCAUCAGGUUGGUCGGGGCGGGAUUACAAGGGAAGCUCGUCGAAGUUCGUGGGACUGGAUUGAAGGACACAGCGGAGGCGGGGGGUGAACACGUGCCUGCACCCCUGCCGGCACAGAUCGUCCUCCACAGAUUGCAAUCGGCAGAAGACACCAAUCUAACAGCAGAGGUCGCUGCAAAACUUGGGCUCGAGAUUGUUGGAGACGAUGCCCACAUGACAAGAGUGGAAGAGCCUGAAAGAUUGGCAGGCGAUCAGCCAGAAGAGUGGGUACGUGCAGGGUCAGCUGAUGACAAGGUCAAUAUGGAUCAUGGGCUGACCGAUCUGGAAUCUCAGGCGGAAGUGAAGAGUCUGACAUGCACGAGAACCUGCCUGGUAAAGAGAGCGGAGGAUAUCGGAAGAAAGAUCCGGUCGCUUGACGCGGAAUUGACAUUCACAAGAUUGGAAGUCUUACUGGCAUUUGUUGAAGGUGUGGUUGCUGCAGACAAUGGCCAGGUUGAGAUGGGAGGUGGGCUCGACAUGGACUCGGCGGCGGCAGAGAGGGGACUUCCAACUGGAAUCGUCGUGCAUGAAUCAAGACAUGAUGAACAUCUGGACGUGGAGCUGGCGGCGUCUAGCACGUCGGCAUUGACAGAGGAGACAGAAUGUGCCACGGAAACUGCAUCCAAGCUGAGGCUUCAAAUCCAGCGGGAUACUACUCACCUAAAGAAAAGAUUGGGAGAGUUCUCUGAGGGAGGAGCGAAGGUGUGUGCAGACAAUGGGCUGGUUGAGACAUCAGGAGUUCAUCAACUUGAUCUGGUGAGCGACAGGAGCCGGAUAGACAACAUGCAGACAGAGCUGGGGGAGGAAUCGACGCCGGUCCGUUCGUCAUUUGUAGAGCAGAAAGAGAUGGCCAUGGAGAAUCAUGGCCACCGGCAAAGUUAUCAGAUGGCACAACAGAGCGAGCGGGAUGCACAACGAGUAGUACGAGGAGAAUCUGAUGUGGAGAUGGAAAAAAAGAUGAAGGAGAAAGUCGAAGACGAUGGGUUGGUCGUUAUGACAGGAGCUCUCGUCAACGAUGAGGCUGGUGGGAAAAAUGGGAAAAAGAUGAAAGAGAAGAAGAGAGUAGAGGAGCUUGAGAGACGAAACGAUGAGUUGCAGCGGGAACUCGUUGUCGCCAGAUCAGCACUCGAGGCAGAGAAGGAGGUGGUUGCAGCUGAGAUCACGGCUAAGUUGGCUGCAUCGCAGAUGCCGCCACAAAAGGAUCAAAUGGAAAGCAGCAGAGCAGACGUCGAUCCUGAAAGUGUUUGCUCCGAAAGCUCUGCGGAACAGUCGGAAAUGGACACGAUGACUCGGCGGCCGACGUCUUCGACAGGAUCUAAGGAAACCACAGCUGGUAGGGAGCUACCGGUAGUCGAGGCACGAGCGAGGAUUUAUCUUGAGAAACGAGUAGAGGAAUUGGAAGGAAUAGCAAACGGCUUGGAGUCGAAAUUGAGGAUCACAAGAUUGGCAUUAACGGCGGAGAAGGAGCUUGCGGGUGAGAUAGGAGGCAAGCUAAUCAGAGAGAUAGAACAGAAAUGGGAACUUGAAACGAGAGUCGAAGAGCUUCAAAGAGCGACCGAAAGGCUGGAAAAGGAACUGACAUCGACGAGGUUGUCAUUGGUGACAGAGAAGGAACACGCAGCAGAGAUCGGACGCGAGCGGAGACAUGAGGUCGAAAGGAACGAUGAGCUAGAAGAAAGAGUCAAAGAGUCCAAAGCAGCCGCAGAGGUUUUGGAAAAGCAAUUGUCAGCCAUGAGUUCGGCAUGGGAAGAAGAUAAGAAAGCUGCAGCCAGCAGGUUCACAAGGGCGGAAGGUCAGCUGGCUAUGGAAGUACUGAGGAGGGGCCAACUAGACAACAGAGUCAAAGUGUAUGAAAGAUUGACUAGGGACUUGGAGACUGAAUUGACAUCUGCCAGGCUGAUGUUGAUAGAAGAGAAGGAAUCGACGGCUGAGAUGAGACGGAAACUGAGCACGGAGGUUGAAAGGAGAACUGAGCUGGAGAGAAGACUGGUCGACGUGGAACAGACUGCGAAGGACCUAGAAACGGACUUUGCAUCUGCAAGGCAACAACUCAAAGCGAAUAGAAAGGCUGCCGACAACAUGUUCGCUGAGAUUAGUGGGCGACUGAAUAUGGAGACCGAUAGGACGACCGAGCUGGAGGCCCGGUUGGAGGUGUACGACAGAACGAUGCAAGAGGUGGAGGUAACAUUAGCAAGAACAAGGAUGGCGUUGCAGCAAGCGGAGGAGGAGAACUCGACGUUAGAGGAAGGAAAGGUGGCGUUACGCCACCACUCGAUGGAGGAAUGGGAAUCGAACGAGAGCAGUGCCGAUCGCCAGAGCGUGCAUGCGCUAGACAAGGCUGUUAUGAAAAAGGCGAUCAAGGCAACAAUUGGCGAUCUAGAAUCCGCCUUGGUGUCCGUGAGACUGAAAUUGGAGGGCGACAAGCAGAGUGGGCAUGAGAAACGGAAGUCGAGGGUCUCAAUGCUCAGACGACGUGUUCAAGAGAGAAUUCAAUGGGAGAUUUCAUCCGGGAAGGGGAUAACAGGCGACAAUCUGACGACACUGCGUGCGGUAUCAGGACAUCUGAGUGGUGGCAAUCGUGUCCUUCCCGAUUUCCCCGCGCAGCUCAUUCGCGCAGCAACCGACAACUUUGACCCAUCCAACAAAAUUGGCGAAGGUCGUUUCAGUGCACUGUACACAGCUGAGCUUGGGGGGGAGUUUGUAGUGGUGAAGAAACUAGUCAUAGGAAAUGCCGAUCGAGGGAGGUUCCGUGCACAAUGUGAGAGUUUGAGUGAACUCUAUCAUCCUUGUCUGAUGGAGCUUAUAGGGAUAUGCUCAGAAGAGUGUUGCCUGCUGACAGAAUACGCCGCUGCCGGUAGCCUAGCAGAUAGGCUAUCGUGCAAGGGAGGAUCGGUGCCCAUCAACUGGGAAACGCGACUCCGCAUAGCAGCGGAUGUUGCGAACGCGUUGUCGUUCUUGCACUCCCAAGAGCCCAAUCCCAUCAUCCACAACAGGGUGAGGCCUGCAAACAUCCUGCUGGGUGCAGGGUAUUCUUGUAAGAUCACAGCCGUAGGAAUCGAGAAGAUUGCGUCAGAGUGCGCAAGAGAGUUUUCCCCGGAGGAGGGGGCACGUAGACGAAGGCUGAACGGGUUUCGGGCACACAGUACGCUAGAGUACAUGGACCCCGCGUUGCUGCAAGCGGGGUGCCCCAGAACCCCGACGUGUGACAUUUACUCCUUUGGCCUGGUGCUGCUGGAGCUUCUGACAGGGAAAAGACCCACCGAGUCCGUCAGUACCGUUGAGAGCGCUCUGGAAGAAGACGAUAACAAGCUCCAGAAUGUUCUAGACAAAUCGGCGGGUGAUUGGAACCUGGCCUUGGCAUACCAGGUUGCCCAGCUGGCAAUGAAUUGCAUAAAGGGGUCAGAUUACAGACCCGAUUUUCCAACGGUGAUUUAUCCGUUUAUGGCUAAGGUGUCAAGAGUCUCAAGCCAACCUGGCAUGGCAUCGCAUUGAAAGAAGAAAAAUGUUUAUGUUAAAAUAUAGUCAAGGAAUGUGCUCCCCCAACCCCAUUUAUAGCUAUCAACAAACACAGCAGCCUCCUGUUCCAGCAUUCCCCCCUAGCCCUCCUGCCCUCAAGGUACCCCCUUGGUCCAUAGACUUUCGUUCGAGGCUGAGGCAGCAAGCUGUACACAGUACUACACACUCCUCUGCCUUGCCCUUUAUCCUCUUUUCUGUGUCCCCCCAUCAUCCCCUAAGCUUCCCUUACCUCUCUCCUGCCCUCUUUUAUCAUCCCUAGGCUUAAUACCUGCGUUGAAGCCAGGUUGCAAGCUGUUUGUGCACGGUCUCGUUUGUAACGGAAGUGUGCACGACCCAAGCCAACUGUGACACCCCCCAUCUGCUACAUGCUCGUAUGCACUGUUGCAUCUUGCUUGAGUAGCAAUCUUUUUUUUUUUUUUGGAUGGUCCAAUGGACCGCGAAUCAGGUAUAUUAAAGUGAUCAGAACAAUAGAUACUCCACUUGAUCUAUUUUUUUUUAGCCAAAAGGCCGAGAAAGGUCGAGCGUGCUUGAGUAGCAAUCAAGUGCUCACAGUAUU